Molecule: messenger RNA, 1230 nt
Organism: Lodderomyces parapsilosis
Lineage: Eukaryota; Fungi; Ascomycota; Pichiomycetes; Serinales; Debaryomycetaceae
Exons: 1
Coding region: 1-1230 (409 amino acids)
Biological process (GO): regulation of intracellular signal transduction; cellular response to L-arginine
Cellular component (GO): cytosol
Source: RefSeq, a predicted model, not a curated record
AUGAGUAUCCAAGUACAUUUCAAUAACAUUGAAUUGUCAGUUAUAUCUAUUCCUAGGUCAAAGCUAUGGAUCUUCACCAACCCAAUUAUACAACUAUUAUACGACUCGAUACCAGAGGAAGACAAGCAUAGUGAUUCGGGGCCCAGUAGCGAAGAUGGGACAGCCAGCGAUGACUACGAAAAUGAGGGGGAGGACACGGAAACAUUCAUAAACAGUACAGGUAGCCAGUUUACAAAGUUGAGUACGGAUUUCAACAAUUCCAGCCGCAAGUCGGUUGAUAAUUCAAGCAAGCCACAAUCGCACCAAACGUUUACAGACAAUCCUCAGGGUAACGAUCACGAGAGACACGAAGAAAGCUUUUUCCAUGUUGGGCUAACGCAAACUGAAUGUACGAUUAUUUGCUCCACGAGAUUGACGAACAAGUUCUUUACACAAGCCUUGGCAUUAUGCAAAGAGAUGGGCUACACUGAUGUGGAGAUUUUACCGCAACAGUACUUGAGUUUAAUAGUUGACUCGGAUAGUGGAUUUGCUAGAUCCCUCAGAAUCUUGGAAUUGACAAAACCGUUAUCUGAAAAUGACGUUGCCCUUUUCUACAUUUCUUCUCAUUUCAAUGACAUUGUUCUAAUUCCAUCUGACUUGAGAGAUAGAGUCCAACAAAUCUUGAUUCUGGAACAUUUCAUCUUUUCAGAGUCGUCAAAUAGUUACAUUUCCACAUACGAUAUUGAAGAGAGGGAACAACCUGCUCUACUAGAAUCGCACAAAAAGACGUUUGAAUUAUUGGCAAGAGAAGAGAUUCACCCUCAAAUUCACGAAAAGCACAAGGUGUUGCUAACUGGAGCCAGACCUGGCGAAAUAAAAUAUUGCGUAUUGAAAACAAUCAAACUAAUUUCAUUAGCAAAUACUUCACAACCGUCAUACUUUGCCAUUACAAGAACAUUUUCCAAUGAAUUGAGUUUGGUUUUACCAAAAUCGCCUAAAUUGAGAUCCAGAUAUGGAUUCAAAUCUACAAGCACUAUUGGUCUGUCUCAAGACGUUUUGGUGCCCGUUGCAAUGGACUUGUCAAAACUUCCCUUGAACUGCACUGGCAUAGUAGCUGGGUUAGCAAAUAAGUUGAUCAUCCAAGGAGGAAAUGUGCUUGAAAUUGGGUAUUUGUCUAUGGCAAAGUCAGCCGUUAUAUUGAUUCCAAAGGAGGAUAUAGAUUUGGUGAGAAACAUAUUGAAGGAGUUUUGA